CACAGCAAGCCCGUGCCUAUCUGUGCAUGCGGCUCCGCCGCUACAGGUAGACGCGAGCACCGGCGAGCCCACGACACGUUGUUUCACGAACUCUCCUGCUCGAAGCAGCGCAUGUUUUAGAAGUCUCGCCUAGCAUUCGCCAUCAUGUCUCACGAUAGGACGGUGAUACGGCAUGCUGUGGAGGAGAUCGGCUUCGGCUUCCUCACGGACGAUGACAUCAGGAAGCUCAGCGUCAAGCGCAUCACGUCACCAGUAACGUUCGACACGCUCAACAACCCUCUACCUGGUGGCCUCUAUGAUCCGGUGCUGGGACCUGUGGAUAAGAUGAUGAUGUGCGCGACGUGCGGUCAAGAUCAGAAGAACUGUCCGGGGCACAUGGGGCACAUCGAGCUAGCCGUGUCCGUGUAUCAUCCGAUCCUGUUCGGAGCCCUGUUCAAGCUCCUGCGCGCAAAAUGCUUCAGCUGCCACAACCUUCGACUUUCGAAGAGCAAGACACGGGUAGCAGCCGUGAAGAUGAUGCUUGUCGAUGCUGGUCGCGCGCAGGAGGCUCUCGAGCUGGAUGCGACCCUCUUAGGGUAUCUCAAGGAUGGCGCUAAAGAUCACGAUGUCCUCGACGGGAACACAGAAGACACGCUGGUGUCUGCCACCAAGCACCGGGAUCGCGUGCUCGGCUGCCUGGAGGAAGACCUUGCCGAUGCCCCGCGGGCUGAUUGGUGCGGUGGGCACAACAGACAGCUAAGGCGGCAGCUGGCCGAGAACUUGAUCAAAGCCAUUGGAGCAUGCAAACGGUGCGAGAACUGCGGCGCCUUCUCCCCGAACAUUCGCAAGGACGGCUCCAACAAACUGUUCCAGGUCCCGCUGUCCGACAAGAAUCGCAUGGCGAACCAGACAUGCAACACACAGAUCGUCUCGGCAGUCCAGAGACGUGACCCUGGAAAACCGAACGAAGACCCCGGCGACGACUCCGACCCGAUAUCCGAAGAUAACGACUCCGAAGACGGCGACAACCUCGAUGACGACGACGACAUUGCGGGCUCCGCGCCAUCAUCGAAGGUGGUGGGGGUGCCCCUCGCGGCCGCCCAGGCCGACGCCGGAAACCCGGCUGCUAAAAGGGGGGCGCAAUUUCACGAGUUCAUGCCUCCCAUUGAGGUGGAGCUCCAGAUGCAGCAGCUCUGGAAGCAGGAAUGCUCGACUCUUGACCUUAUCUUUGUGUCCGACAGGCGCACCCGUACCGUUCCUGGUGACGUCAGCGGCGCACGGUCUUCGUCUUCGCAGAAUGUCGACGGCCUCCAUCGCGGCGGCAUCUCGGAUGGGUACCGCUUUUUCUUCAUGAGGGUCCUCGCGGUGCCCCCGCCAAGGUUCAGACCACCCAUGAACAUGGGGGACUUGAUCGCGGAGCACCCUCAAAAUGUCCAUCUCACAAAGGUGCUCAAUCUGAACGAGAGCUUGAAGAACGCGGACAGCCUCAAGGGUGAUGAUCUUGCCAGUGUGUUGACGACGUGGGUCGAGUUGCAGACGACGGUGAACUGCUACAUGGACAGCAGCAAAGAUCCCCGUGGGUUGAAGGAAACCCCACCCGGAUUAAGACAGGUCCUGGAGAAAAAAGAAGGCUUAUUCCGCAAGCACAUGAUGGGGAAGCGAGUAAACUACGCAUGCCGUUCCGUGAUCUCCCCCGACCCCUACCUAGGCACCACCGAGAUCGGCAUCCCCCUCCGGUUCGCCAAGGAGCUCACGUACCCGCAGCCUGUGGCAGACUGGAACGUGGAGGCAAUGCGACAGCUGGUUGAGAACGGGACGAGUGUUUAUCCCGGGGCGAAUUUCGUGGAGGACUCUUCGGGUCGGAUGCUUCACCUCGACAGACUGUCGGACCUAAAAAGGAGAGGCGUGGCGGCCAGGCUGCUCUCUAUCCCGGGUCAAAAGGUGUGGAGGCAUUUGAAGGACGGGGACUGCAUGCUUGUGAACCGUCAGCCGACUCUUCAUAAGCCCGGCAUUAUGGCACACCGUGUCCGCGUUCUCCGCAACCCGGGUUACCAGACGAUCCGAAUGCACUACGCGAACUGCAACACGUACAACGCCGAUUUUGACGGAGACGAGAUCAACUGCCACCUGCCGCAGAACGAGUUGGCGAAGGCAGAGGCCAAUCUGCUGGCCUUCACCGACGAGCAAUACCUGGUACCGACCAAUGGGAAGCCCCUUCGUGGCCUCAUCCAGGACCACGUCGACGCUGGCGUGAAGAUGUGUUCAAAGGACUGCUUCUUUACGAAAGGCGAGUACCAGCAGUUGGUGUACCAAGCUCUGUCCGGGUUGCCCGGUCUCGAGAUCGUGCCCCCUUCCGACGACAUCACAACUUUGCCCCCGGCGAUCCUCAAGCCGCAGCAGAGGUGGACCGGCAAGCAGGUGAUGUCCACCAUCCUCAGGCACCUGACGAAGGGCUUGCCACAGCUCAAUCUGGACGGCAAGUCGAGGACACCGAAGGUCGCAUUCGGAGAGGCAGAGCAGGAACACGUUAUCGUUUUCAGAGAAGGGGAGCUGCUGCAGGGAGUUCUGGACAAAGGGGCGUUCGGUUCGAGCGAGUUUGGCCUUGUCCACGCGGUGCACGAGGUCUACGGGUCCACCGCAGCGGGGAAGCUCCUGACGGCUUUGGGGCGGGUGUUGACGAUUUUCCUCCAAUCUUCGGGCCACACGUGCGGUAUCGAAGACCUUACCCUGACGGCUGGGGCUGAGGGCAACCGACGAGAAAUCAUCAAGAAGUCACUCGGGAUAGGCCAGAGGUCAAUGCGAGAGCUCGUUGACACCGCGUCCGCAGAAGGACAGAACGCCAAAGCUAUUGCUAACGGGGACGAGGAUACGGGUAAAGCUCUCGUGGAGGCGGAUGUGGAGGACAUCAGACAGAAAACCGCUUUUUUCUUGCUUGGGGAAGACAGGGACACCCGCUUGGCCGAGAUCGACAGACACAUGCAGAGUGCCCUUGCUCCUGUUUCGUCGGACAUCAUCAAGGCAUGCCUGCCCGGCGGACAAGCGAAGCCCUUCCCCCACAAUUGCUUCAGCUUGAUGGUCCUUACCGGAGCCAAAGGAUCGAUGGUGAACCACUCUCAGGUUUCCUGUGCCCUUGGGCAGCAGGCUCUCGAGGGCAGGCGAGUCCCCGUGAUGGUGUCGGGUAAGUCGCUGCCCAGCUUUCAGGCCUUCGAGCCGAGCCCCCGCGCGAACGGCUUCAUCACGGACCGAUUUCUGACGGGCAUCAGACCACAGGAAUAUUACUUCCACUGCAUGGCCGGACGCGAAGGAUUGGUCGACACAGCGGUAAAGACCUCCAGGUCGGGAUACCUACAGCGCUGCCUGGUCAAGCACCUGGAAGAACUAAAGGUUGGCUACGACAAUACGGUCCGGGACGGAGAGGGGUGUGUCCACCAAUUCCUCUAUGGAGAGGAUGGGAUCGACACCACACAGACCAAGUAUCUCUCGUCGAAGCAGCUCGGUUUUCUAGCUCAGAACUACCAGGCCCUUCGGCACAAGCACGGCAUCACGCCGAGCUUCAAAAAUGACGCCGGGUUUGACUGUCGCAAUGCCUCAAGGGCCCACUCUGAGAUCGCUACCGCUCAACAGCGAAGCGACGACGCCUCUGGGGCGGCAGGCGCCAGCCGGGCGAAGUUUGUGGCCGGAGAGACGGUUCUAGCGAAGAGGCGGACGGUGUUGAACGGUGGUGAGGGGUGGGGCAAGGCCGAGCUGCUGGCGGGCUGGCACUCCGCGGAGGUGAUGAAGGUCAGGAAAGCUGGCACUCCGGCUGCACUCUACAGCGUCAGGUACAAAGACGACGGAGCCAUGGCCAAAAGGAUGCCCUUGUCUGCCCCUCAAGAAGGUUCUUCGGAAAAUUCCUCGGAUUCCUCCCCGAACGAAAAUGGCGAGAACGGUCAUCCGUCAUCGAGACGAAGAAAAAGGCCGAGGCGUUUGCUUCGGAAGUGCCCGGGCGCGGGCCUGCCCGAUCCCGUGUUAUCGACACUCAAUGUCAACAAAGACUUGGGGUGCGUUAGCGAAGCAUUCCAGAAGUCCUUGCAAGCCUUUCUUGACAGCAACCCGGCAUCGCUUCGCGGCGACCACACCAAUGAUAGCUCCAAGGCCGGGGCUGCAACGGGGAGGUUGUCUUCCCCCGGCGUCCGUUCGCUCAAGGAGGCGUUCGAGCUGCUCAUGUGGGUCAAGUACAUGCGGUGUUUGGCAAAUCCGGGGGAGACGGUUGGUUCCAUCGCAGCGCAGUCGGUCGGCGAGCCGUCGACGCAGAUGACCCUCAACACGUUCCACCUUGCGGGGCACGGCGGGGCGAACGUGACGCUGGGAAUCCCGAGGUUGAGGGAGAUCAUCAUGACGGCGGCAAAGAAUCUGAAGACGCCUUCCAUGGUGGUGCCGCUGCGCGAGGGUGCCGACCGAUCGACGGCGAGGUCUCUCGCUCGCCGUCUCUCACGCUUGCCUUUGUCCCAGCUGCUGGACAAUCGAGGCGGGAUCGUCGUGCGUGAACGGCUGGUGAAGGAAAAUACGGGCUUAUGGGAAAGGCACUACGUCGUAUGCCUCAGGCUUUUCCGGCCAUCCAUCAUCAGCAUGGCCUUCGACAUCAGCUUCAAAGAGUUGUGUCGCAAGAUCAGCGGCGUGUUUGUCCCGAACCUUCUCUCGGCGAUAGCCAACGACCUGCGGAGAACAGGCAAUAAGCUGUCCCAGACUGGGGGCGCCAGCGUUGGGUUGCCGCCAAGAGGAAGGGGUGAGCGUGCUGGUGACGAGGAGGACGACUUGGAGGGGCAGAUCUCCGCCAUCCCACAGAGCAAUGCUGGUGCGAAGAAGGCCAGCAAGGCUGAGGCCGAGUACGAGAGUGACGACGAGGACGAGGAGCAGGGCACCCUAAAGUUCGGCAAGCAGAAGGAGCAGUCUUCUUACGGUGGCAUGGACGAGGAAGAGAAGGCUAUCUGGAAGGCUAUGAGCGGCAAGGAGGCUAAUGGUGGUGUUCUUGGUGAAGAAGACGGCGACGACGACGGUAAUGACGACGAAGGGAUGGGAGGUGCUGAUGGUGUCGGCAAUGAUAAGAACGAUGACAGGGACUACUUCAACCUUCCGAACAUUUCUGGCGCUCGCCACUUGAAGGGCAUCACGAAAAACAAGAAGACCGGGGAGGUGGAGGUGACGGUUAGGCUCCCGUCGAGCAUGCGCCGGCUGCUGAUGGUCGGGCUAGCCGAGAGCGCCGCAGCGAAGACCAUGGUCCGGUCCCACAAAGGCAUCAGGGGAGCGUUCGUGGUGGACAUGACCGUCGAGGGGAAGAGCGGCCUGGCCGUUCAGCUCGAAGGUAGCGACUUCGAGACGGUGUGGCAGCUGAAAGAAGGCGGAGUCGACGGCAUCCUCAACCUUGACAAGUUAACUUCGAAUGAUAUCUGGGCGGUGUGCCAAACGUACGGUGUGGAGGCGGCGCGGGCGUCGAUCGUAUCAGAAAUCACAGGAGUCUUCGGCGCGUACGGCAUCGCCGUGGACCCGAGACACCUGGGGCUGGUUGCCGACCACAUGACGUUCGACGGCGGAUACCGGCCCUUGAAUCGCGCCGGGAUGGCCGACUUCUCGUCCCCCUGCCUUCAGAUGAGCUUCGAGACGACCACCGACUUCAUGGCCAAGGCUGCCGUGGCACGCUCCAGCGACCGGUUGAAGUCCCCGUCGGCGAGAAUAGUGAUGGGCAGGGUUGGGAGUUUCGGCACGGGGAUGUUCGAUUUGCGGCAGCCCGCCGAGUUUGGUGGGGUAGGCGGGCAGGAGUAAACGCUUUCGUGGUCGGCGAUUGUGCAGAUGUAGAGUCAUAAUGGAGUUCCGUGUGUUGUGUUGAUGAUCGUGUGGUGCACGUUGAUUGGGUCCUGUUUUCUUGGUACCAUUUUUAUCUCGUUCUUUGUGUGCGUGAUGUGGUCGUAAGAAAGUUGUUCAUGUUUCCACCCGGGUGCGUCGAUUCUGCUAUCCACAACGAAGCUCACAGGCUGAGGGGGGGCGAUUGAGAGACCGCUAUAGCUGCGAAAGUCAUACUCGGGGUCCCUAGGGGAUUGGGUCUCUUGAGAGAGAUACGCAAGUGGACGGUUGUCUCCGCAGCAAUCUAGUGCUGUUGCUUAUUCUACACCCCAGUCGCGCACCCUCCUUUAUGUGCGAAAUGGUGUUGCAAGUCCGUGCAGACUCGAACACGUUCAUUGUUAAUUUUAGCUCGACCUUUGCGAACACUAAAGGUGGCCCUGCACCCGUGCGUGUUGGUAGGUCGUGUUUGUUCACGGUGUGCUUUUUCGCGACGGUGCGGUACGUCGAACCGCGCCGUAUGGGUUCAUAGUUAACCGUGGUCGCGGUUUUAUCACGGGACGGUUUUUCCCACUCCGUAGUGAACAAAAGUUA
This is a messenger RNA of Ectocarpus sp. CCAP 1310/34, 6387 nucleotides long. Lineage: Eukaryota; Phaeophyceae; Ectocarpales; Ectocarpaceae. The record is from the annotation of a GenBank genome assembly.